This is a messenger RNA of Microcebus murinus (gray mouse lemur), 1672 nucleotides long. NCBI's taxonomy places the organism in Eukaryota, Metazoa, Chordata, Mammalia, Primates, Cheirogaleidae. The record is from RefSeq and is a predicted model, not a curated record.
UCCUGACUAUGGAUGAAGGCAGGAUUUAAAGCAACACCAUCAAUACUGGAGGAUGUUUAGUUAUACACAGUUGGGAUUCUCCAGUAUGUUGCUCUUAAUCAAUGUCAUUCUACUCUUGUGGGUAUCCAUUGUUCAGGGACAAGUAUUAUUGAUCCGUGUUGGUUGAAUACGCAUAUGCAGAAUCCAUGGAUAUGGAGGGUCGAUUGUAUACACACACACACAUUUAUAUAUACCCAAACACACUAUGAUAGAAGUGGGACUUUGUAAUUUUCCAAAAAUAAACCAUGGAAUUCUCUAUGAUGAAGAGAAGCCACUUUUCCCAGCUUACACAGGGAGAUUUUUCUACUAUUCCUGUGAAUAUAAUUUUGCAUCUCCUUCAAAAUCCUUUUGGACUCGCAUAACAUGCACAGAAGAAGGAUGGUCACCAACACCGAGGUGUCUCAGACUAUGUUUCUUUCCUUUUGUGGAAAAUGGUCAUUCUGCAUCUUCGGGACAAACACACGUGGAAGGUGACACGGUACAAAUUGUCUGUGAUAAAGGCUACAGUCUCCAACAUGGUGAGAGCACCAUUUCAUGUGCAGAAAGCGGCUGGUCCACUCCUCCCAAAUGCAUACCCUCCAAUAUUUUCUGUGUGAAUCCACCCACAGUGGAAAAUGCUAAUAUAAUAUCAACACCGAUGAGUAGGUAUCCACCUGGCGAGAGAGUCCGCUAUGAAUGUGAGAGACCUUAUGACAUGUAUGGGGAUGUAGAAGUGAUGUGUCUAAACGGAACUUGGACAGAACCACCUCAAUGCAAAGAUUCUCAAGGAAAAUGUAAGACCCCUCCAGCUAUUGACAAUGGAGACAUUACUUCAUUCCCAUUGCAAGUCUAUGCUCGAGGCUCCUCAGUUGAGUAUCAAUGCCAGAACUUGUAUGCACUUCAGGGAAACAAGCGAAUAACAUAUAGAAAUGGACAGUGGUCAGAACCACCAAAAUGCUUAAAACCGUGUGUAAUAUCAGAAGAAAUCAUGGAAAAAUAUAACAUAAUGUUAAGGUGGAAGCACCAACAGAAGUUUUAUGCCCAAACAGGUGAAACUGUUGAAUUCAUGUGUAAACACAGAUACCGCCUGGCAGCAACAUCUCCACCCUUUCGAACGAAGUGUCAGGAUGGGAAACUGGAGUAUCCCAGCUGUGAAAGAGACCCGCAUGGUUCUUCCUGGGGUUAAUAAAAUGCACACCUUUAUUAAGAAUUUUAGUUAUUAAUCCAGUUCUCAUUUUUAUAUUCCAAGUAUUGUUAAACUCAUUUUUAUUCAUAAAUAAGACUUUUUGUCAAGGUGUGACAAUGUAAUUAUAAUCUGAGACUAGUGCCUCACUUCUUAAAAGCGUCAUAUUAAAACUUGGCAAACCAAAGUGCUAUGGAUCCAAUUUAUAAAAUAUCUAUGGUAAGAAAUUAGAUGCAAUUACAUCACAGUCCAUUUUUAUCUAUCACUCUCCUAAAUAGCUCAGCGCUUUCUAUAUAGCUCCUGAUGCUCUCUGCUUCACAGUAAAUGAGAAAGACAUCGUUGUCUCUGUCUUUGAAAUUGUAUCACUUCACACACAUAUGAAAAUCACCCUAAGUCAUACCUUAAGUUAGUGAUAAGAUGUAAGUCAUUACUCCUUAUUAUUAAUUAAUAAAUUCACAAAAAUGAAAUGUA